Molecule: messenger RNA, 1851 nt
Organism: Liolophura sinensis
Lineage: Eukaryota; Metazoa; Mollusca; Polyplacophora; Chitonida; Chitonidae
Product: cell adhesion molecule 1-like
Exons: 9
Coding region: 1-1851 (616 amino acids)
Molecular function (GO): protein binding
Source: RefSeq, a predicted model, not a curated record
AUGGUGACUCGGGUAACUCUGAGGAACCCUCCAGAUGCAGUGUUAGCCGGUGACCCAAUCACCUUUACCUGUAUUACCCCGGCCAGUAAACCUCAGGCCUGUAUAAGAGGGUAUAUACGGAAUCCCGGUAAUGUACGGGAGCUAGACCCGGGUGACUGUAACCAGGACAGCCCUGUACAGACAACAGCUCGGAGAUUCACGUUUACAGCUAGUGCCGAGGAGAACGGAGCUGAGCUGUACUGUAACGCCUCCAAUAGUGUGACGGAUCCUCCCGUACGCUCACAAGUCUACACACUCAGUGUACUCUAUCCUCCACAAAAUGGCGUCCGCUUAACAGGUUAUGUUAAUAACACAGCCGUGGUGUCUGGAGAAACACUGACCUUGACCUGUCAGGUGGGUCAGGGCAAUCCCCAACCAGCACUCUCCUGGUCAUCGGAGUGUGGACAGACAAAGACAGUCCCUGGUAACGAUGGAAGUCAACAGAUCAGUAUCAGUAUAUCUGUCAGUCCGUCCCUGAACCAGAAGACGUGUGUGUGUGAGGGAAGUCAGGACGGGGCGUUGACAGGAUGGACGGAACGGAAAAACAGAACGUUCACUGUUUUGUUCGGACCUGACAGUGUACAGCUCCGGGCAGAUUCCGGACAAUCGGGAACCACAGUCACAGUCACAGAAAACAGCACAGUGACAUUUACAUGUAACACGAAUGAGUCCAAUCCUGCUGCAGUCCAUUCCUGGUUCAACAGCGGCAGUCCUGUAGCAGCAGCAGAGAUAUCAAAAGUGAGCUCGCAGCGAGGGCCCAAUCACGGAUACCUGACCACACAACAGUAUACAGUGAGGGUUGAUCGAUAUCAGGAUGGUGACGUCAUCAGAUGUGAGGCUCAGAGGCCGGGACACAUUAAACGGGUAUCACAGAGCCUAACUUUGGAUGUCAAUUAUGCACCACAAGUAUUGUGUAACACUAGUCACGUGACAGUGUUCGAGGGUCAGCGGGUGAAGAUCUCCUGUGAUGUCAUCUCAAAACUUGAGGUGUCUGUCUUGUGGGUUAAAGAUGGCAGACAAAUUGACGACGCUUCCAUUACCAACUACCGGGGUCCAAACCAGCGUGACGUCACGGUAGCCACCAUUGAGUUUGGACAGGCGGAUAAGUCACUGUCCGGGAUAUAUCAGAUCGAGGCUAGGAAUAGUUUGGGCUCAUUUCGAAUGGAAGUGUCUGUCACAGUGAUAGAUGGCCAAUAUAUUCCUAGUGAAAUGGAGACAAAAUCUUGCUCAAACAACCAGGCUACCUUGGUCUGGGCGUCUGGGAUUGACGACUCUCUUGUGGAAUACUACAAGCUGGAGUACAGAGCAACAGAGGGUCAUUGGAAGGAAGAACUCGUCAGAAACCCGGGCAGGAUAAAACUUGUGCGGAAAACAUUGAGGGAUCUUGAGCCUGGAGUGUUCUACCAGUUCCGACUUCAGCCUGUCUCCUACAUUGUCUUGAUGGAGUACGCUACAGCCAACUGCACGAUCUAUAUUUCAGGUUCACAAACACCUGGAGGAUUAAGCAACACGCCUGAGACAGGCAUCAGUAAAGCUGCGAUGUUCGGUGUGGGGAUUGUGGUUGGUAUCGCGCUCAUCACUCUCGCGGUUGUCAUGGUGACGUGCUGGCUUCUCCGCAGAGGACGAUUAACAUGGCACAAAGAACUGCAACCAUCAGAUAAGGAGAAUACAGACCACGACCUGAGUCUUCAAAGUGUUGAUGACAGAGAACAACCUGAACCUCCCCCACUGGGUAAAGUUGUUAUUGUGUGGCAGAUGGUGUUGCAGAUUAUGUACCAGGUUGCGCUACAGAUUGUGUACCAGAUUGUGUGA